Molecule: messenger RNA, 525 nt
Organism: Phytophthora infestans T30-4
Lineage: Eukaryota; Oomycota; Peronosporomycetes; Peronosporales; Peronosporaceae
Exons: 2
Coding region: 1-525 (174 amino acids)
Source: RefSeq, a predicted model, not a curated record
AUGGACUCCCAGACGCAGUUGCCAACUUUCACGCUUGCGAUCUACGUCGGAGUGCUGGCGGGGCUUGUGGUCUUUGCUGUGGCCUUCACUAUGCUGCGCGUGUACGCAUACCGUCACCGACUUUCGACUGUCACAAUGAGCGCCAGCUACGACGCCAACGCAGAUGCGAACAGCAACGCGUUGAUAGCGACUACGCUGAGUGCACUGGGCAGCCCGCUACCAGAUUAUCCGGAUGAGCCGCCUGCUACUAGCAAAAUAUCGGUGAUCUCCAGUUUCGGCAACAACCGCUGGCAGCAAGUCAAGAGCUUUAUCGCUCGUGUACGCGACCGAGGAUUUGCUGCGUGGUCUUCGCUACGCCAACGACUCGCUACGCGUAGAGCGGCCAAGGCAACAGCUUCGAAGCCUGAAUACCGCGUUUCGCAUGUUGACGUUGAGAUCGCCACGCCAUGCAAUAACCAAGCUAAGGGUCCCUGCCAGCUCAGUUUAUUUCAGUCCCCGACAUCGAACGACAUCGGUAUGAUCUAA